AUGACAGAUAUCAAGCCAGAAACAAAUUCCGAUAUAGAGGCCUACUUAAAAGAAAAGGGAAUCCUUACUGAAUCCUACGACGACCCUGAAUUCAACAAGUUAAUCCAGGAAUUAACCACCCACUUCAAUUGGGAUAAAUUAGAAGAAUGUUUUGCGUUUGCCCUUACCGAAUAUGCCAAAUCAAUAGAAGCACUUCAAGAAAGACUGGCUCUGUUGAUCCGGAGACAAAGUGCAUGGAGUGAAGUGCUUUGUGCUGUUGAUCGAGACAAGAGUGUUGCUAGGAUUCAAGUUUGUGGAGAUCAUAUUCAGAAUAAGCAAGCCAAGUUGAAUGUCAUGAAGGAACAGUUGAAGAAAGCAAUUGGUCUGAUCCGCGAUCAUUCAAGUUCAAUGGAGAAAUCUACAUAA
Molecule: messenger RNA, 405 nt
Organism: Spathaspora passalidarum NRRL Y-27907
Lineage: Eukaryota; Fungi; Ascomycota; Pichiomycetes; Serinales; Debaryomycetaceae
Exons: 2
Coding region: 1-405 (134 amino acids)
Source: RefSeq, a predicted model, not a curated record